CAACGCUGCCGUCGUUGCAUUGCUAGUGUGUGUGCGUGUGCAAUUUAUACCCUGUAAAUUCUUCUUUUUUCGCUUACCAAGGAUUUUAAACAAAUUCAAGGAUUUUUCAACAACAAGAUGGUCGCUAACAAGGAAUUCGCUUUUGCUAUUCUGCUGCUCGCCGCCUUGAUGGGCGAGGCUUUGUGUCAGCAAGCCGCUGAGGAUAAUGCUUCUGAUGUCGCUGAAGGCCGCACAUUCAGCCAUCACUUCCUGAAGCGACUGAGUUUUGCUGUCAUUCCCGGCGCCUUUGUGAUUGGCGUGAUCACCACACUGCUAGCCGCUCUCACCGUUGUCUCCAUGAAGGGUCUGGGUGUCGGUGUGAUCCUUUUAAUUUUGGCCAUCGGUCAGAUGCUUUCACGCGCCAUUCCACAAGUGCACGCUGCUGCCUAUACCGCUCCAGCACCCGUGCCGGUAGUGUACUCGCAUUCGCACACCCAACAGCCCGUUUGGCUUGAGAAGGAGUGGUAAAAUUAAGAUGGAGAAUAGUAUGGACGUUGUUACCUCAGUGAAGAGUCCCAAACGAACGCUGAAAAGAGACCAAAAAUACCAUUAACUUUUAAUUAUUAGUCAAUUAAUUAAUUUAGUUAGUUUUAAUA
Anastrepha ludens (Mexican fruit fly) is the source of this 635-nucleotide messenger RNA. It is a transcript of the gene apn, whose product is annotated as protein apnoia. The coding region runs from base 118 to 507 and encodes 129 amino acids. NCBI's taxonomy places the organism in Eukaryota, Metazoa, Arthropoda, Insecta, Diptera, Tephritidae. The transcript has 3 exons. The record is from RefSeq and is a predicted model, not a curated record.